UAUAUUCCCUUCCUCAUCGCAGCAUGUCGGCAGCGAUGUUCUGGUGUAGCGAACAAGUUGAUCGCCGUGCCAUGGCCUCGGACUGAUAGAACAAGCCGAGCUCGACUGAUUUUCGUUCUUCCGACCUGGGCUCCUUUCAUACGACCUACCCCCUUCUCUCCGAUGCCAUGCGAUAUUACAUGUCACCCCAACAAUGAGCAGAAUUUAGCAGUGUCAGACCAUGCUUACGGACCUAACAAUGGCCUCCACGCAAUCAAACCAGACAGACACGUCUUUCGCCGCGCCAAAGUCAGCUGCGAUAGCGCAGGAUGGAACCCUUGAGAAUGGCCACACUUCUCAAGAGCCCGACGAAAAGCGAAAAUACCUUUGCCUCACUAUUUGUGGCUACCGGAAGCCUGGAAUGACCGAGGAAGCCUACCGCAACCACAUGGUCAACGUCUCCGCGCCCAUGACCAAAGACCUGAUGGUCAAGUAUGGCAUCAAACGGUGGACUCAAAUCCACAACCAAUCCUCCACCCGCGCCUUGAUGUCCCACCUCUUCGACCCCCAAAUGUGCAACGUUGCCGAUUUUGACUGCUUUAGUCAGGUCGUGUUCGAGUCAAUCGAGGACUACAAGCGGAUGAAGCAAGAUCCAUGGUAUAAGGAGAAGCUUAUGCAUGAUCAUGAAAACUUCGCGGAUACGAAGAGAAGCAUGAUGACGAUUGGUUGGAUUGAGGAAUUUGUUCGUGACGGACAGGUUGUGGACGGCUUCAAGGCAUGUUAG
Messenger RNA from Westerdykella ornata, 763 nucleotides. RefSeq lists its product as uncharacterized. The coding region runs from base 221 to 763 and encodes 180 amino acids. Gene Ontology annotation, molecular function: oxidoreductase activity. The transcript is spliced from 3 exons. Lineage: Eukaryota; Fungi; Ascomycota; Dothideomycetes; Pleosporales; Sporormiaceae. The record is from RefSeq and is a predicted model, not a curated record.